Molecule: messenger RNA, 1444 nt
Organism: Rhinichthys klamathensis goyatoka
Lineage: Eukaryota; Metazoa; Chordata; Actinopteri; Cypriniformes; Leuciscidae
Gene: hsd17b12a
Product: hydroxysteroid (17-beta) dehydrogenase 12a
Exons: 11
Coding region: 144-1103 (319 amino acids)
Cellular component (GO): endoplasmic reticulum
Molecular function (GO): oxidoreductase activity
Source: RefSeq, a predicted model, not a curated record
GGAUAGACUAGUAUGUUAGAGGAGUUGUAGGGGUGUGAUGCCACAAGCUGCUUAUAAAGCGGCGCACACGUUGAAGCUUUUAAAGCAGUGCAUAACGACUAAUUUUGCAGGUCAUCCACCACCACGCACAGCCAGCCGUAGACAUGGAGUCGUUUACCGUGGUGGAGACGCUACAGCCUGCCGUCAGAGCGAUCUUCUGGGUCGGCGCACUCACCACGGCCUCGCUGGCUCUGUGGCUGUUGUACAUGGUCAUCACUGGCUUUAGGAUAUGGGUGCUGGGAAACGGGGAUUUGCUCUCUCCCAAAUUGGGAAAAUGGGCAGUUGUGACGGGAGCCACGGAUGGGAUUGGGAAAUCCUAUGCGGAGGAGCUUGCUCGACGAGGGUUCUCCAUGAUGCUCAUCAGCCGUUCCCAGGAGAAGCUCGACGACGUGGCAAAGUCUCUCGAAAGCACAUAUAAGGUGGAAACAAAAACCAUCGCAGUGGACUACAGUCAGGCUGAUAUCUAUCCUAAAAUCGAAAAGGGUCUUGCAGGACUGGAGAUUGGAAUCCUCGUUAACAAUGUGGGAAUCUCCUAUACAUACCCCGAAUUCUUCCUCCACAUCCCUGAUUUGGAAAACUUCAUCACCACCAUGAUCAAUGUCAACAUCACCUCAGUGUGCCAAAUGACUCGUUUGGUUCUGCCCAGGAUGGAGGCAAGAGCUAAAGGUGUCAUCCUAAAUAUCUCCUCUGCCAGUGGCAUGUUCCCCCUUCCACUGCUGACCAUCUACUCCUCCACCAAGGCUUUUGUGGACUACUUCUCACGUGGACUUCAUGCAGAGUACAAGAGCAAAGGGAUCAUCAUCCAGAGUGUGCUGCCUUUCUUUGUGGCUACCAAGAUGACGAGGAUCAGGAAACCAACCCUAGACAAGCCCACCCCUGAACGCUACGUGGCUGCUGAACUGAACACUGUGGGACUGCAGGACCAGACCAACGGCUAUUUCCCUCACGCCGUCAUGGGCUGGGUAAUCGCCGUCCUGGCCCCCAUCCAGCUGGUCAUCUGCCUGGGCCUGCGCUUGAACAAGUCCCAGCGCGGAGGAUACCUCAGGAGGAGAAAGCUGCGAUAGGUCGAGGACAUUCUAUGAUGGAAACCAAACAGGACAAGAUGUUUUAUAGAAUAUAUAUGUGCUGAGAUUUGAGAUUCACUUUGGAUCUCACGUCUUUGAAGUGCUUCCUCUUAUAACACCCAAUCGUUUAUUUUUUAUUUUUAUAUAAAUAUCUGGACAUGCUCAUGUCCCAUAAUGACUUGUUACUGAAAUGGGAGGACCAAUCUUUCUUUAUAGGGUGAACAAAGUAUUACAUUUUGGAGGAGGGUUUUGUGACCACUGCUGUUGUAAGCAGAGGGCUAUUUAUAUGGUGGUGGUGGUGUUUUCUAUUUAUUUAAUUACUAAUUAUAGAUAUAUAUUUA